Molecule: messenger RNA, 1267 nt
Organism: Diospyros lotus (date-plum)
Lineage: Eukaryota; Viridiplantae; Streptophyta; Magnoliopsida; Ericales; Ebenaceae
Exons: 4
Coding region: 348-1106 (252 amino acids)
Biological process (GO): protein deubiquitination
Molecular function (GO): deubiquitinase activity
Source: RefSeq, a predicted model, not a curated record
CCGUAAUUUCCCCCAACAAAACAAGCCCCAUCCUCGCCUUGGAAGUUCAAACCAAACGGCACAUCGUGUAAGAUCUACGGGAAAGCCAAAUUUGAGCAUUUUGAGGGCCCUCGACAAGGCAAUUAAAGAAGGCGAAUGGCUGACAUUGAUUAUAAUCAACUAUUGUGCCGUUUCUUGAUUUGAAUUGUAUUAAUUUCUUCGUCACAGCCAACUGAGACGAAGCGAGUCCCGAGUGUGUAUAUAGAGACACGGAGAGGUUUAGGGUUUGUUGGAUCAGUUUCGGUGUGCGCGCGCGCGCGUGUGUGUGAGAGAGAGAGAGGAGGCGGAUAAUUAAGAUUUGGAAGAGGAUGGAGGUGAUGCUCCACAUAUACGACGUGACGAAUAGUGGUUCAGAUAAGACCAACAACACCAUUGUUAACAUCAACAAGAUCUUCAAAGAUCGUAUCGGCCUCGGCGGCAUCUUCCACAGCGCUGUUCAGGUAUAUGGAGAUGAGGAAUGGUCAUUUGGGUACUGUGAACAAGGUUCGGGAGUUUUUAGUUGUCCCGCUGGAAAGAAUCCAAUGUAUACACAUCGUGAAAGCAUUUUUCUUGGGAAAACAAACUUUUCGAUAUUCAAGGUUAAUCAGAUCCUGAGAGAACUAACUAGGGAAUGGCCUGGAUACUCAUAUGACUUGUUAUCAAAAAAUUGCAACCACUUCUGUGAUGAGUUCUGUGAAAGACUUGGUGUGCCUAAAAUUCCUGGUUGGGUAAACCGGUUUGCCCAUGCGGGUGAUACAGCCGUGGAAAUAGCAGGAAAUACAGCAUUAAAGUUCAGACAAGCUAAAGCAGAGAUUGUGUCGGCCAGCAAAGUGGCGUACCGUUUCCUUGCAGGGGUUGCAUCCAACUCGGCUGUCGCUCCCGAGUCCCCAGGCAAUUCCAAUAGAGGGACUAAUAGAUUCCAAGCCACUUGGUUCAAAAGCCUGAUUGCUUCUGGUGCAAAGCCAUCUACUAGUUCAGAUGUAGAAGAAGACCACGAGGAGCAAAUAAUUGGACAAGGGCAAUGCCAACAGCAUCGGCACAACCCAGCAGAAGCACCCUUGCGGCAGAAUGCAAGGCGUGAAUCGUGAUAUUUGAAGAAGUAUCAUCCUGGAACAAUCUUUUUUUUCUUGUAUACUAAUAUACUCUAGUCAAACCAUGUGAAUUAAUUGGCCCAAUUAUUUCUUGUGAAGAUGCAAUGUAAAAUGUUAAGGUGACACGACUGUUAAAAUUUUCCCAUUUCUGCCUGCAA